This is a messenger RNA of Saimiri boliviensis boliviensis (Bolivian squirrel monkey), 1557 nucleotides long. The record is from RefSeq and is a predicted model, not a curated record. Lineage: Eukaryota; Metazoa; Chordata; Mammalia; Primates; Cebidae.
AUGACAACUGUCUAUGGGUAUUCAGAUUUUACAGAUGACCAACGAGCAAAAGAAAUAACUUUGGCUAUCAUCCUGACUCUACUGGGACUUGCCAUCCUGGCUAUUUUGUUAACAAGAUGGAUACAACGUAAGCAAAGUGAAAUGUGUGUCUCCAGUUACUGUUCAGAGCAAAGUGCUGGACUUCUGGACUGUGAGGAUGGUAGAGGAUCCCGACACACAUAUUCAACAGAAAGUGAUACUUCAUAUGAUAACCAAGAGGGAUCCAAACGAGAUUACACACCGUCAGCCAACUCUCUAGUGUCUAUGGCAUCUAAGUUCUCUGGACAACCAGAACUCACUCUUGUUUUGAUGUGUUUUAUUUUAGCACUGUCUCAAUCAAGUGUUGGUAGUAUUCAGUGUAUAAAAGGAACUGAAGAACCUCUGUUAAUUUCGCAGAGAACUGCAAGAAUACCUCAAGUCCACACCAUGGACAGUUCUGGAAAAAUCACACUGUUUCCUGUGGUUAUAUUGCCAGGUUACAUGGAUGAAGAACUUGCAAAAAAGUCAUGUUCCAAAAUCCAGAUUCUAAAAAGUGGAGACACUGCAAGGUCUCAGAACAGCCGAGAAGAAAACAAGGAAGCACUAAAGAAUAACAUCACAUUUAUGAAUUCUGUUGAAUGCUUGAUAGCAACACACAUAAAGGAGCCAAAAAGAGAAGGAAAAGGCACUGAUUUAGAGAAAAACAAGAUAGGAAUGAAGGUCAAGGUAGACAGUGACACUGGAAUACCAACAAGACAGAAAACCCAUCUAAAAAACAGUGAGAUGAAUGUACCAAAAGGACAGGGAGCCCAAAUAAAGAAGAAUGAGUCGGGUGUGCCAAAGGGACAAGAAUCCCAAAUAAAGAGGAGUGAGUCAGGUGUGCCAAAGGGACAAGAAGCCCAGGUAAAGAAGAGCAGGCCGGUUGUACUGAAAGGACAGGAAGUCCAAGUACAGAAGAGUGAGAUGGGUGUGCCAAGAAGACCAGAGUCCCAAGUAAAGAAGAGUGAGUCAGGUGUACUGAAAGGACAGGAAGCCCAAGUAGAGAAGAGUGAGGCAAAUGUAUCAAAAGGAGAGGAAACCCAAGAAAAGAAGAGUGAGUUGCAGGUACCAAAAGGACAAGAAGGCCAAGUAGAGAAGAGUGAGGCAGAUGUGCCAAAGAAACAGGAAGUCCCAGAAAAGAAGAGUGAGGCAGGUGUACUGAAAGGACCAGAAUCCCAAGUAAAGGACACUGAGGUCAAUAUACCAAAAGGACCGGAAUCCCAAGUGAAGAAGAGUGAGUCGGGUGUACUAAAAGGACAGGAAGCCCAAGAAAAAAAGGAGACUUUUGAAGAUAAAGGAAAUAAUGGUAAAGAAAAGGAAAGACAUGCAGAGAAAGAUCCAGAUAAAGAAGAAGAAGGUGAUAAAAACACAAAAGGUGAUGAAGGAAAAGGCAAACUUAAAGGAAAGAGAGAAUCAGAAAUCAGUGAUGAAAAAUCAGAAGACUUGAAAAGGGCAAAGGCAAGUAAAGGAAGGAAGGAAGACAAAAAAGUGGAAGAAUAA